AUGGCCUUCGCCAAGCUCCUCUCCAUCGUCGCUCUCGCCACCGCAGCCAGCGCUGCGGUCACCAAGCGCGUAACCUGUCCCGGCGGCGGUGUUACUGCCAACGCAGCGUGCUGUGUUCUCUUCCCCGUCCUCGAGGACAUCCAGGCGAACCUGUUCGACAACGAGUGCGGUGACAACGCGCACGAGGCUCUUCGUCUGACCUUCCACGACGCGAUCGGUAUCUCGAAGACCAACUCGUCCUUCGGUGACGGCGCCGACGGCUCCUUCGUCCUGUUUGGCGACAUAGAAACGCAGUUCCCCGCAAAUGGCGGCACGGACGAGAUCGUCGCGCUCGAGAAGCGCUUCAUCGCCAAGCACCCCGGCAUCUCGACCGCCGACUUCAUCCAGUUCGCCGGCGCCGUCGGUAUCACCAACUGCCCAGGUGCUCCCAAGCUCGAGUUCCUCCUCGGUCGCAAGGACGGUACGCGCCCGGCUCCCGACGGCACUGUUCCCCUGCCCUUCGAUGACAUUGGCAAGAUUCUUGCCCGCAUGGAGGACGGCGGAGGAUUCUCUCCUGCCGAGGUCGUCGCUCUCCUGAGUGCCCACACCGUUGGUGCCUCGGACAACGUCGACGGCUCCAUCCCGCGCACUCCCUUCGACUCGACUCCCAACCGCUUCGACACCCAGUUCUUCGUCGAGACCCAGCUCCGCGGCACGCUCUUCCCCGGUGACGGUCCCAACGAGGGUGAGGUCAUGUCCCCGCUUCGCGGCGAGAUCCGGCUGCAGUCCGACCACCUCUUCGCCCGUGACUCGCGCACGAACUGCUUCUGGCAGGCCAACGCCAACCAGCAGACGCACAUGACCAGCACCUUCGCUGCUGCCAUGGCCAAGCUCGUCGUUCUUGGCCAGAACGUCAACUCCCUCGUUGACUGCUCCGAUGUCAUCCCCACCCCGCCGCCCUUCACCGCUCAGGCGACCUUCCCCGCCGGUCUCUCCAACAAGGACAUCGAGCAGGCUUGCGCCACCGCUGCGUUCCCCACCCUCAAGACCGACCCCGGCCCGGCUACCUCGGUUGCUCCCGUCCCCGUUGGCUCCAUGUGA
Messenger RNA from Peniophora sp. CBMAI 1063, 1080 nucleotides. The record is from the annotation of a GenBank genome assembly. NCBI's taxonomy places the organism in Eukaryota, Fungi, Basidiomycota, Agaricomycetes, Russulales, Peniophoraceae.